Messenger RNA from Diabrotica virgifera virgifera (western corn rootworm), 1120 nucleotides. RefSeq names its product endothelial lipase. Bases 67 to 1065 code for a protein of 332 amino acids. Gene Ontology annotation, biological process: lipid metabolic process. NCBI's taxonomy places the organism in Eukaryota, Metazoa, Arthropoda, Insecta, Coleoptera, Chrysomelidae. The transcript is spliced from 5 exons. Gene Ontology annotation, molecular function: lipase activity. The record is from RefSeq and is a predicted model, not a curated record.
UAUUUCUACGAUAAGAAGUAUUUAUAAGCUACUGUGGAUAUUUGGCAAACUCCAUAAGACAUCAAAAUGAAAUAUUGCAAGAUUUAUAUCAGUUUAUUGCUAUUAGGAGCGUGCCACUUGUUGACUGGUGACGAUGAACACUCCGAAGAUUUAGAAUACUUUUUGUACGAGGACAAAGACGGCAAUCUUCAAGUAGAGUAUCUCCUAAAUAAUACUGAACUAAAGCUCACAUCUUCGGCUUCCGAUGUAAAAUACCUUUUCUUUAGUAAAUCCAAUCCUGACAGUGGCGUAGAGAUUCACAGCAACAAUGUCGAGAAAUUGGCCACGACAUCAUUUACAGCAAGACGAGAAACAAUUUUUGUCAUCCAUGGAUGGAAGGGAAGCCACGAAGCAGAUAUUAACUCACACGUCAGAGAAUAUAUCCUCAGGGACCACGAUGUCAAUAUUUUUGUCGUCGAUUGGAGUCCAAUUGCGGGAAGAAGUUACACAACAGCGCAGGGUUCAGUGAAACAGGUUGGAGAGUAUGUAGCAGAUUUCGCUAGAUCCCUGAAUCAAAAAUACAGUUUACGACUUGAUAAGUUGAAAUUUGUUGGUCAUUCCCUUGGAGCUCAUGUCUGUGGAAAUGCUGGAGCUGCUCUGAAUGGCCAGGUUGAUAGAAUUGUUGGUUUAGAUCCAGCUGGUCCUCUCUUCAAAGACAACAACAAAGACAACCGAAUAGACGAAGACGAUGCAGUAAAUGUACAAAUUAUCCACACUAAUGGAGGGCUGCUGGGAUAUUAUGCCCCAUGUGGAGAUUCUGAUUUCUAUCCUAAUGGAGGAAAAUCCCAGCCAGGUUGUGGAAUUGACCUAACAGGAAGCUGUGCUCAUUCUCGGGCAUACGAACUAUACGCUGAAUCGCUCACUAGCAAAGCUUUCGUUGGGCAACGAUGCGACAGUUAUUCAGACUACGAAAAGGAUAGAUGUGACGGACCAAAAACCAGCAUGGGAAUGUUCCAAAUUGAUAAAGAUGCCUCUGGUUCCUACUAUCUUAAAACCAACAAGAGAUCUCCAUAUGCUCAAGGUUAAAGGUGUUUAUUAUAAUAAAGAAUUAUAUUAUCAAUAAAAUUUAACGUAAAUCCUU